Dendronephthya gigantea is the source of this 4057-nucleotide messenger RNA. RefSeq names its product ELKS/Rab6-interacting/CAST family member 1-like. Bases 521 to 3226 code for a protein of 901 amino acids. The transcript has 14 exons. Gene Ontology annotation, cellular component: cytoskeleton of presynaptic active zone. Lineage: Eukaryota; Metazoa; Cnidaria; Anthozoa; Malacalcyonacea; Nephtheidae. The record is from RefSeq and is a predicted model, not a curated record. Gene Ontology annotation, molecular function: structural constituent of presynaptic active zone. Gene Ontology annotation, biological process: maintenance of presynaptic active zone structure; regulation of synaptic plasticity; neuromuscular synaptic transmission.
AAAUAUUGUUUUGUUCUUUGUAAACAAAUUGGAACAACAAAAUUUCAAAGUUGUUUUGGAUUUUAGAAUUUCACGAAUGCUAACCGACACCAUGUGAAAUGUUUUGUCAAGUUGAUAUAUUCUGGAAAUGAUGAGAACAUUAAUAAAUAUGAUAUCAACGACGAUUUAUAUGACUUCCUGAACAGGCAUUUGGCAUUAUUAUUAAACAAUAAUUCUCGUGUCAGAUUACAUUCAGCAAGAAAUUUUAUCUUAAUAACUUCGAUAGCAAUUUAAUGGAAACGGUAUCUGUCUCCUGAGAUGAUUUAGGAUGAAAUACAAUAGCUUUGGCUGCCUGCUAUUUCGUGAUAACUUCGGUUGCCUGGUGUUGCUCUAUUUUGGAUUUUAUAUUUGCUCAGCAAACGUGUGAAAAUUGAGGAUAAAACUAUUGAAAGGAAACGAAAACAUUUUUUAUGAAGGUUUGCCAGAAUAGCGUGUGUUCUAUAAAGUAACCAAAGAAAGGAGGAAGUGCCAUCAUUUAAAUAUGGAAGAAUUUGACAAUUUUCAAAAUUCUGCGCGAAAAAUCGGCGAUGACCAAAUCAAAAUAGAUGCUUUAAGCGACGGGGAUAGCCUCAAAUCAGUCGAUAUUGUCAAAAUACGUCAGGAAAAUAGUGAACUUAAGAAGGAAAUGCAAGCGAUGGAAAGUAGACUUAAAUCAAACAUGAAAAGUAUCAAGACAUUUUGGAGCCCCGAAUUAAAGAAAGAAAAAGCUGCGAAAAUUGAACAAGAAAAUAAAUUUCUUGCCCUUCAUGAACAGUAUACAGCUUUGUCGAAGGAAGCACAGGAACUACAAAAGGAAUUAGAUGCAGAAAAGGCUAAGGUGAGGGAACUGGAAGAUGGCAAACCUGCUCAAUCUGAGCCAGUAACUCUGAAUAAUAAAGAAACAGUUAGUGUAUUACUAGAAAGAAUCAAAGAACUAGAAAAUGAGGCUUUGGUCCUGCAACAGCUUGUUGACUCUAAAGAGGUCGCAAUUGACAAGCUGCAGGAUACUGUUCAGAGUAUGGAGGCUGAGAAAGAGACAUCUCAAAUGCAAAGUUUACUUGAUGCACUAUCGAAGGUCACUUAUUUGGAAGAGCACAUUGCUCGCCGUGACCAAACAAUACAAGAUUUAGAAAAUGAGCUAGAGUUGAACAAGUCUCAAAUUAUUCUCAGUAAUGAACUUCAAGAUAUUCUUUCAAUGAAAGACAAUGAAUUACAAAAAGUUUCUGAGAAUUUUAAGAAGUUAGAAGAUGAGUUGGCAGAAGCCAGGAAGUCAUCUAAUGAAAAUGCUUCAAAUGAAGAAAAGAAAUAUAAGGAGGAGUUGGCAAAGAAAGAGGAAGUAUUUGAAAGCCAUUCAAAGUUUAUGAAGUCAAAGUUGGAUUCAAGCAAGGGAGAAUUAGCAAAAAAAGACACUGAGUUGGCUGCAGUUAGAACAAAACUGGAAACAUUUGAGAAACAUCAGUCUGAUUUACAAGAACACAUCAGUGUCUUACAUAGCUCCAACAAGUCAAAGGAAACACACAUUCAGAACUUACAGCAAGAACUGCGUAAUGUAAGAGAUCGUUUGGAAGAGAAAGAAAAAAUUUUGGACUCAAAAGAAAAGGCAGUUGUAUCUCUGACAUCAUUGCAAUCUCAGAACAGUGGAGAGAUGGAUGUUCUUAAUACUUUGAUUUGUUCCAAGGAGAAGCAGAUUGCUUCGUUGAAAGAGAAGUGUACAGCUUUGGAGAUUGAGGUAUCAGAAAAAAGUGAUCUUUUAUCACACAGUAAAAGCCAUGCGGCAAACGUUGAAGCAGAACACGACGAAAUAUCGACGACAGUGAAAACAUUACAGAAAUCUAUAAAAGAUAAAGAAUUAAGGAUUACUAGUUUAGAGGAGAAAAAUGAAAGUUUGUUGGAAGAGCAUGAAAGAGAGAUGAAUAACAUGCAUCAACAAAUGAAAUUGCUGCAGACGAAAGUUCUAGAAAAAGAGGUGGAACUUCAAGAUAAGAUUGAGGAGCUGGUGAAACAACGUAGCCAAAAUUCUCAGGAAGAAAACAAAGCAAGUUCUUUACAAAAAUCAUUAAGAGAUCGAGAGAGUGAACUAGAUGAUUUGAAGAUGGAUGUUAGUAGAAAACAAGAAGAAAUAACAAAGUUGACAUCCAAUGUAUCGAGCCUGGAAACGGAAUUGGGAAAUUCGAAAGACGAAGUUGAACGUUUAAAGAAAGAACAAAAUGAUAAAAAUGAAAGUUUAGAGAAUGAAAUUAGAGCUAAAAACGAGAAAGCGGAUGAACUGGACAAGCAAUUACGUGAACAAGCGAAGAAACUUGCAAACAUAAAACGUAAUCAACAAAUAGAACGAGAGCAUCACGCAGCUGCAUUGAGUGAGAUGAAAAAACAAAUGGAUGAUUCUGAUGGAAAGCAAUCUGAAAUAAAGGCGGAACUUGAUGCAAAAACGGAACGAAUUGCAAUCUUGGAAGAAGCUCUUCAGGAGACUGUCAACAGUGUUUCUGAGAAUGAACGAUUACUUCAUGAACAAACCAACAAGAAUUAUGAAUUGGAAGUUGAGCUCGCAAAUUUAAAGAUAGAAAAUUCAGUGACAAACACCAAGAACGCUUCGUUGAUCUUAUCAUUGAGCGAGCGUGAUAUUGCUCUAUCAUAUUAUCGGAAGGAAAGGAAAAGGAUGAUGGCUGAAGUCUUAGAGAUGAAGCAAAAUGCUCUUCUUGCAACAAUAUCAGAAAAAGAUACAAACAUUGCCAUCUUGGAACAAAAUCCAACAAUUCCGGGAGAACAAGAAGUCAGAAAAUUGAAAGGAGAAAAAGAUCACUUGGUCGAUCAGCUUAAACAACUGAAUCAAAAACGUGUUCUUAUCCUGAGUGAUGAUGACAACAUGACAGAGUCGAAUGAAUUGUCACAAGGAACAAAGGAAACAAUAAUCGAGUCCUUGCUGCUAUUAGAUUCCAAUACCGAGAAAUUGUUUUGUUACAUGGAUAGUUUGGGAGAUGUAAUGAAGGAACACUAUAAAGAUAUUUAUAAAACGUUACCAAGAUCACCAUCGGCAAGAGAAGGAAAGUUGAUGCUAAAUGAUGACGCUACGCAUGCUGAGCUUGUGAAAGAAAUGGAGUUCCAAGUGUCACUGAUGCAUUCCGUGCAGACCUAUGUUGAAGUUAUGGUCGAUAGUUUGGAAGAAACAGAACAUGAACACGAAAGUGAUCAUCAAAGUAGUCAUAGUUAAUGUGAAAAUAAAAGACACACAUAAACAACAGGGGGAAUGGAAUCUAGACUCUGGUUGUGAUCAAAAGUCCUGUAGUAACAAUACAGAACAGAGUGGCAUUGUCAUACCUGCAGUUCUUGUCUAUAGCAUCCAUUGAUGUCGUUUUGAUUUGUCGUAUUCAUUUGACCGUUUUGUACAAAUUGAAUUUCUAGAAAUAAAUAUAUAGUAUAUAUUUAUAUCAGGACAAAAAUAGGCUUCUUUUAGUAAUUUCUUUUCUGUACAUGGUAUGUUAGGUAUGUUACAACAUAUUGGAGCAAGCUUUAGUUUUAGCAUUUUUUUGGCUGUUGCUUGUUGGUGAAAUACAUGGAAUGGUUUAUUCCAGCAUGCAGUCACCAUGCUUUUAAAAUAAACGUACGCAAAUGCAUUAGUUGUUCAUUCGCUAUUUGGCGACUUAUCGUCAUGUGCAUGUGAACUAGGGUAGAAUUGAUAUAUCGAAAUUAUUGAUUCACACUAGGCUCUUGUUUUCUCUUUUUUAGCUUUUUGUGUUUGUUUUUUUGUUCUCUUGACGGUUAACAACAAGACUAUAAUGGUAAUUUGGCUAGUUAUGCAGUAUAUAAACCAAUCUUGAUCGAGCAGCAACAUGUGUUUCCUGAAGCAGUCAAAGGAAGGAAGAAUCCGACGACCGACAUUGCUGCCUUAAAGUAUUCUGAAAGUGGAACUAGAAAACACAAGAAUAAAAGUACAAUACAAAUGGAAAUGCAUUAUGUGGAACUUAAUGAACUAUGUUAUUGUCCAGGUUUAUGCUUUUGCAUGGUUCCUUUCUCGUCACGUGUCUAUUGUAUUUUAGCCAAA